Messenger RNA from Clunio marinus, 3610 nucleotides. The record is from the annotation of a GenBank genome assembly. Lineage: Eukaryota; Metazoa; Arthropoda; Insecta; Diptera; Chironomidae.
CAGUUCGUCUUCUAAUUUUCCAUUCGCAGUCUCUUGCGAAUUUCGAAUGUAGGUAUUCAAUUUCGAAAUUAAAAGAAAAUAGGAACUGUCCGAGGAAAUUAAAAAAAAUAUUAGCUAGUUAUAGAUCUAUUCCAUUUUGAAACAAUUCAGUAAAGACCAUAGGAGUGAAUUUUUACUUUUACAAUGGAAAAUCUUUUUAACUUAAACCAUAAACUAGUUUUUAAUAAGAAAGAAGAUGCAUUCGGUCGCUUCGGUACUAUUUGUAAAUUUUCAUCGAACAAUUUAUUUGCUUAUUCGUCUGAAAUCGAUAUAAUCACAGCUGAAAAAGGCUUUUUUGUCUAUAUGUUUGAUUUUAAUCUUCCAUGGUAUACCUAUAAAGUGGCAUCAUUCAAAUAUCCUAUCGUUAACAUCGAGUGGGAUCAAUCUGGAUACUUCAUUCUUGUUGCUGAUAAUUACGGGAAUAUAUCUGUAUACACAAUGGAAAACAAUUUAAUUUCAGAAUGGAUUGAAGUCUGCUCCGUCAGCUUUCCAAGUGAAAAUAUAAUCGCUACUAAGUUUUUUAAUAAUGGAAUAAGAAUAGCCAAAUACCAACAAGAUAAGAGAGAUCAAGUCUUAUAUUCUGACAAGUAUUAUCGACCAAAAUUUCAGCCUACAGUUCGAAAGUUUGGAGGUGUUUCCGAUUUUGGAUGCGUUUGUGUGACUUCAACAGGUCUCAUUGGAGCUUUUUCUAUAGAUUUGAACUUUACUGGCAAUGAUAACAACAAAAAAACUAAUAAAACCUCUAGGAAUUUAGGACAAACCAGAGGUUUAUGUACUUUAGCAGAUAUUUCAUUUAAGAAUGGACAGUUUCAAAUAGCAGUUGUUAACUCAGCCCAAAAGAAUUCAUUAGUUCAGUGCUAUAGAGUGCAAAUUGAGAAGAUCGAUGAAGACAAUUUGGUGAUUGUAAGUAAAUCUUUACCAAGUUUCUUCGUAAAUGAAAGCAUGGCAUAUAAAGAAGCAGUCGAUGCAAAAAUACAUCGUCUUAAAUGGAUGUCACAAGAAGAUUCAGACUCUUUAAUUAUAUCCUCGAACCAUUCAAGUGGAAGUAUUGUUGAAAUUUGGACCUUGAAAGAAGAACAAACACUAAUUCACAAAAUUUUUCAAACUACCAAGAAUGAAGCGUAUAAAACACUGGGCUGGUCUAAUCAACAAAACUAUAAGCACAGCAGAAAAGUUCUCGAUGUGAUUACAACAAAAGUUCAGUUCACUGCUAACUUCUACAUAUUUAUUGCUUACCAAGAUAGUUCAAUUCAUUGCCUUAACCGAGAAGGCUUGAAAAGAGUAGCUAUCAACAAUAUUCAUCUUACUGCAUCUGCGUUAGAGCAUCAAACAAAACAAAUCAAAAUUACAUCCAAAAUCACUUCUCUGGACAUUUCUUAUAUGGGUCAUAUUCUCAUCGCCACCGAUUCAAUCGGUCAAGUGUCGUGCUAUCGCAUUAACUUUGACCAUAUAAUGAAUAAUUUAGUACACGCAGCAAACUUGUUUGAGUUUUGUAUGAUCAGUGGAUUAGAUACUUUAGAUUCACAGUUGCUUCUUAAACCACUUUCAAUAAAUGAUCUCGUCGAUAAGCUAACUGAUAAUUUUAAUCGGCAACCAAAUCACGUGACUCAAUUUUAUUAUUUGAAGUUUUUAACUAUGAAGAUAAAUUUGUAUCGGAUGUGUAGCUUUGGCCAGAGUAAAGCUCAUGACUUAGUUUGUUUGCUGAAUUUAAUUUCAAUAUCAACUGCAUUCAAAUCCUUAUUAAGACCAGCUGAUUUGAUGACUAUGAAAAAUGGACCAGCUGAAAAUCUUGCAAUGAAUUUGUCAGAAUCGAGCCUUCCGGAUGUAGAUAAGGUUCUUGUUAAUCUUGAAGCUAAAGAUUUUACCGUUGAACCAUCUACGCUUCAAUCUCUUCAGCAACUUAUCCAAUUUGUCGCUGAUCUUGCGCUUAAUAUUCUUUCAAAGCUCCCUGAAGGAAGAACAUUUCUCAACACAAAUAAGACAACCGGUGAUUUAUCAGAUUUCACGGCUCUAAAUUCAAUUCGUGAACUGUUAGUAAUGAUUCGUAUAUGGGGACUUUUAAAGCCUCAAUGUCUUCCUGUUUUUUCGCGAUCGGCGGACAAUUUGGAUAUUCUCGCAACUUUAUUCAGACUUCUCACGAAGUUGGCACCUAAGCCUACCGAUCCAGAUGAUCAACUUCUUGAUGAAUGCUGCUUGCUACCCAACCAAGUUCUUAUACCACAAAUACAAUUAAAUACACCGAGAAUAUCGCUUUCAUCUCCACUCUUAGUUAAUGCUCCUCUUCCUCUUCAUCUUGAAUAUAACGUUGAAUGUGAUUUACUUGACUUCAUUCCUGAACUACAUUAUGUUGAAGGUUGUUUAAUGAAUAAUAACAUAAUGGAUUCAAUUCGUUACAUUCACUUAGGCAAGAGCUCUGCAAAUCUCAGAAGGUGUUCUCGAUGUGGAUCAUACUCAAGUUUGAAAAGUGUGGCCAGAACGGCGGCUAUGAAAGGAUGGGAAUCAAGAUGGAAUACUUGUAAGUGUGGAGGACUCUGGAAACUUGAAAAGUGUUAGAUUUCUAAUACUUAUGUAAAUGAAACGAUGAAAGUUUAGAUUCGUGUUUUUCCUUUAUUUCUUAAUUAAAAUGAUUAGGUAAUUCUAAAAAAUGAUUUUUAUUCCUUGUUUUUAUUUAUCAUCCAUUAAAAAAUAUCCAGAACUUUUGUCCUUUAAUAAAUAUCUAUUGAUAGAGACUCUAUUAAAAGCUAGAUUUUUAGAUUAGGAACUUUUUUAAAAAUUUCAUAAAACUUAAAUAAACAUUCAAACACGAAAAAAAAACAUUUAGUUAUACAAUUCCAUCAGGCAUAUAGUUGUGACAUCUUGGAAAAUUUUCAGGCGGUUGUCUCAUAUCUGUGAUUUCACCAACUUGAAUCAUCAAUGCCAUACCAAUGACCAAAUGCCAGUCAAAAUGACAGUGUAAUAACCAAUAACCAGGAUUGUUUGCCCUAAAUCGUAGCCGAACAUAUCCAGGAUAAGGCAAUACAACAGUAUCUUUAUAGGGUGGUCUUUUAUAUUUAUUUUUUAAUGGAAUUGCGCCAUUUCUUACGUCUUCCUCUGUGAUAUUUUCUCGUAAUAAACCCGAAUCCAUUAUAUGAAACUUAUGUCCAUGGAGAUGAAUUGGAUGAGUUAUUUUGUCAUAUAUGUUCACUACUAUUAAUUCAGCUAUAGAAUUGAGUUUGAAUUUGAUUCUGUGAAUGCAGCGACAAAUAGUUUUGGUGUCGUAUUGGAAACAACUUUCAUUUUUGAUGCUUUUUUCGUCACAAAAAAAUUCAUCAUGUACACGAUUAGGUUCAAGAAGAAGUGGAAAAGAUGGGUAAGCAAACGAUAUGUUAUUGGCACUUCCAAUAAAGCUCAUUCCAUUACCUGAUGUUGUGAACAUAUACUUUUUCAACAUGGGAUUUGUGUAAAGAAAACUAUUUGGAAUUCCAGGAGUGUCAAAAAAUAUGAAAUUAGUUUUAUCGGCAGCUCCUUCGGAAAUCUUGUCAUCAAGUCGAUAAUCGUCCAAAUGUGUGAUUGGCAUAUACUUUUUGCCAGG